Scomber scombrus (Atlantic mackerel) is the source of this 5741-nucleotide messenger RNA. Its product is annotated as kinase suppressor of Ras 1-like. Gene Ontology annotation, biological process: protein phosphorylation. Gene Ontology annotation, molecular function: ATP binding; protein kinase activity. The record is from RefSeq and is a predicted model, not a curated record. Bases 22 to 2799 code for a protein of 925 amino acids. The transcript is spliced from 20 exons. Lineage: Eukaryota; Metazoa; Chordata; Actinopteri; Scombriformes; Scombridae.
UGUGUGACAGCAGCCGCGCUCAUGUGGAGUGAUGGACGGACAGACGGGCAGAGCACAGCCGCUGAUGAAGCUUUGCAUCACUGCCAACUCAUCCAGAAGCUGGUGGACAUCUCUGUCUCCAGCCUGCGGGCUCUGCGGACCACAUGCGCCGCAUCUAACCACCUCACCCAGCAGGAGAUCCGCACUUUAGAGGUGAAGCUGAGCAAAUACAUGUGGACACAGCUGCAGUGGAAGAAGAGGGUGGCUGAGAGGGAGAGACCUGAAGCUCUAGCUGGAUACCCGAGACUGGAGGACUGGCUCCUAACAGCUAACCUCACACCACAAUUCAUACAGGCUGCAGCAGGGAAGCUCUCAGUGGACAAGUUGCUGCAGAUGUCCAGCUCUGAGCUGCAGGACACGAUGAGACGCUUGGGCUCCAACUCAGAGGAUCGAUCUCGCCUCCCGGCCGCCCUCUCCUGUCUGAAGAGUGCUACUGAAACAGGAGGUGACCUGAGGCCAAACACAGACUCCUGCAGCUCUGAAUCCCAAAGGGACAAUAAUACCUUCUCCACCAUCGGUCCCCUCACCCCCUUUCACCCCACCAGCCACGGCCGCUCCAUCUCCAUAUCAGUGGUCCCCUGUUCAGAUGGCCGCAGACCUUCCAUACCAGUUGAGGAAAUGACCGACGCCUUCUUACCGGAGCUGAGCACUCCGCCAGUCACCCGAGCCUCAAAGACAUGCACUGCCAAGCCCUCCCACACUCCUCCUCUGGCUUCCCGCAAGCUGCUGCAGCUCAUUCCCAACAUGUCAAUGACGAGAAGCAAGAGUCAAGAAUCACAACUGGCCAACCGCAUCGAGGAGCCUGCUACUAACAAGGUGUGUAAGAAGAACAAAGCACUGGCUAGUAUUCAGAUCAAUGGCUGUGGGAACAGUUCUGAGGACUCAACCCUGCGGUCACCCCUACUGUCUGCCCGGACCCCCGGCCCUGUCCCUACCUCUGCCACAUACAUGAUGCCUGGCACCCCCACCCUGCUGGACAACCAGGCUGUACACAGGAGUUCACCUCAGACAAUGAGGAGAGACAUCGGUCUGGCUAUUACACACAGGUUUUCAACCAAGUCCUGGCUCUCACAGACGUGCCAAGUGUGUCGCAAGAGCAUGAUGUUUGGUGUCAAGUGUAAACACUGCAAGUUAAAGUGCCACAAUAAAUGUACCAAAGAUGCUCCCUCGUGUCGGAUAUCAUUUCUCACAUUGCCAAGGAUGCGCAGGGCAGAAUCAGUGCCAUCAGAUAUCAAUAAUCGUAUUGAUCACUCAGCAGAGAUCCCAGUGCAGUUUGGCACUUUACCAAAGGCAAUAACCAAAAGGCAGGAACCUCCCCCCACUUUAAACCAGCUGGACUCCAGCAGUAACCCCUCAUCAGCCACCUCCUCCACACCUUCCUCCCCAGCACAUUUCCAGCAGAGCAACCCCCCGAGUGUCAGCGCCACCCCCCCACCCAACCAGUCACCACAGUCCCGGGACCACCGCUUCCACUUCCCAGAUGUUCCUGCUUCCACAUACAUUGCUGGUCAACCUUCUAGCAGCUACUAUGAGUCUGGAGUGUCACAGGCGGCUGUCACUGAGACGCAGCUAACAGCAGCAGAACAAAGACGUGACGAGGAGGCGGAGGAAGACUACCCAGCUGAGGAAGCAGCUGACCGGCGUAGCACAGAAAAGACUUUCUCCAAUGAGGAAUGUGACGAGGACGGGCUGGAGGACCUGCCCUCUUCUCCUAUAUGCCGUCGUUCAGAUGCUGUCCGCUGGAGGGGUCCCAUCACUCGCAUGGUCAGCCAGACCAGUGUCUACCUGCAGGAGUGGGACAUCCCAUAUGAGCAGCUGCAGCUGGGAGAGCUUAUCGGCAAGGGUCGCUGGGGGAAAGUGCACAAGGGUCGCUGGCACGGUGAGGUGGCCAUUCGCCUUCUGGAGAUAGACGGCAACAACCAGGAUCACCUGAAGCUCUUCAAGAAGGAGGUGAUGAACUACAGGCAGACCAGGCAUGAGAACGUUGUCCUAUUCAUGGGCGCCUGCAUGGCCCCGCCUCACCUCGCCAUCAUCACAAGUUUCUGUAAAGGUGUGACUUUAUACUCUGUUGUAAGAGAAAGAAGUCACCUGUUAGACAUCAAUAAAACCCGACAGAUUGCACAGGAGAUUGUAAAGGGAAUGGGUUAUCUUCAUGCGAAGGGCAUCAUUCACAAAGAUCUGAAGUCUAAGAAUGUGUUCUGUGAUACAAACAAAGUGGUCAUCACAGACUUUGGCCUGUUCGGGAUGUCUGGGGUGGUACAAGAAGGCAGAAGAAAGAACGUGUUGCGGAUACCUCAAGGCUGGAUCUACUACCUGUCUCCAGAGAUUGUUCGGAAGAUGAGCCCAGAGGUUGAUGAGGACCAGCUGCCUUUCUCUGAAGCUGCUGACGUUUACGCUUUUGGCACGAUCUGGUAUGAGCUGCAGGUCAGACACUGGCCAAUUAUCAACCAGCCUGUGGAAGCUGAGAUCUGGCUAAUAGGCAGCAAUGAGGGCAUCAAGCAGGUGCUGGCAGACGCCAACCUGGGCAAAGAAGUCACGGAGAUCCUUUCUGCUUGCUGGUCAUCCGAAGCAGACGGCAGGCCGACCUUCACCCAGCUGGCAGACAUGCUGGAGAAGCUCCCGAAACUGAACCGCAGACUGUCUCACCCCGGACACUUCUGGAAGACACCAGAGCCCUGGGAUCAUCAUCACUGCCUGAGAGAUCACUGUCAUCAGGGCCUGCAUGCUCACUGUCCAUACAUGUACAAAUACAGCAGCUGAUGGGAAAUGUGCUCUUAGAAACUGCUUUGUAUUUUGGAAUUUGAAUGUGAUGCUUUACCUUAGAUAAAAUCUACAAUUUACAAUAGCUGAAUUGUCAUUGCUCCAUUUAUGAGUUUUAUUCAUAUUUAGAGCAGAAUAUACAGCCUGUUUUCACCUUGGUCUAUAUGUGGAUAUGCUCUCAUGAUAUUGCCAUCUGAUCACAGGGUUAUGCACCAGGUAUUAAUAAGUGUCCUUAUCUUAUCUAUAAGUUCUUUCUUUUUCUUUGUAUUGUGAACAAAUUGCAAUAUGCAAGUAAGAUAGAGUUUGUUCAGAUCAUGGAAAGUGAUGUGGAUACUCUGUAGAGACCACUAAGACAUGCAAGGGGAGGGUUAUUUGACAGAGGGACACAGUCAUGGGCUGUUGCCCCUGAUUGGUCAAGCAGACAACAUAGUAAGUUUCACUUCUGUGUGUUCUGUGUGCACAUUAGCAAAUAUUUUAUACUCAAAUUGAAACUGAAGUCUUUUAAUAUUAUAAUGAUGUACGUCCAAACAUGGCGAUUUUUCAAUCACAUACUUAAAUUCAGCAACGAAGCAAGGUAGAACAGUACGAGCCUGUGCCGUAACAUUUCUCAAAGACUCAGGGUUGUGAAGUCCCACUCUUGGAAAAACACUAAUAGAAAAAACAUAAAGGGUGCUGAACACAUCGGUAAUGUAAUUUCAUUCAAAAGGUUUAAUUACCUUCAGUGGAGAAGUUUGCUAACACUGUGCUACCUUACUUAGUCCUGAUGGUCAUGUGACCCUAAUCUUGCAUGUUGUAGAAGUCCCCUGAGUGUAAUGCUGUAGCCAUGCAGUGAUGAGUUCUGCUUAUUUUUCCUUUGCAGCUUUUUGAUAGGCAGCUUGAGAUGUAUUCUGUGUGCAUUCAGAUCCUGAGUGUUUCUUACUCAGACCACAUGUUAAUAUCUGGGCUGGUCCUCUUUGCAACAGAGUGCUGGUACUGUUGACAUCUGUCUGCCGUCAGAGUGUAAGUCAGCCAAUUUAUCUUGAAGAUAAUAUAAAGUUUUUUGUUGUUUUUAUAAAGUCCAAAUUCUAGUUUAUUUAAUGGGGCCGUGACCAUAGUUAAACCCAGUUCUGCCAAAGCAGGUUGGAAGCAUAAUGAUGCAGAAUGUAAGGGAAGGAGGAAUCAAAGGGUCGGAACUGUUAAUGUGCAUAAAUGAGAACUGUAUAAUACAUCAGUCCAUCAAUCAGAACACAGUCAAGCACUGACUCUAACAAAAUGAUAAUAAUACCUCACAUUCUGGUGAGGUGUCAGUCAAAGUCCAGUCAGCAGGUGAGACAAUGACAUUACAUCACAAUGGAUUUAUCUUUGAAUCCAGUCUCAGUUUGUCAAUCAGGCUGGUUAGCAGGUUUCUCUUAUGAACUACUUCCCUCUACUCUCUAACCACUGGCUUUUCAAAGCUUCUCAAUGAAUGUAAAGCUUUGACUGCAUAUCAGUGGACAGAAUGCUUUAUCACUGUGGAGUUCAUCGUCAUAGCUGGAAGGCUGCUGGUCUCAGCUGUUACAAGGCUACGGCUCCUCCUAAUUAUUAGAGAAGUGAAACAUUUAUUCCACAGUUGACAAAGAUAGCACCAACAUAGAGUUUACAUUUAAAGGGUCGGUUCGCUCAAAUUGUAAAAAUGCAUUAUAUAUUUAUUUAGCUUUAGUGAUCUAUCCACACAGAUUUCUUUUAGAUGUUUGUCUAUGAGGUUUCUUUAAAAAAAAAAUCUAAAAAUACCUCUUUUCAGAAACAGUGGCAGUCCUGGUUACUCUGGAUAAUCUACAGAACACACUAUGUGGACAGAUUUUUAUCAUAACUACUUUCUCACAGAGAGAUAGUUUCAAUAAAACCUGUUGGCAGGAGAGUGUGUGUGUGAUCCAGAGUAAACACUGACACUGUUUCUGGAAGUUUCUGUUCAAUUUGUAUCCACACUAACAGCGUGGCUCUACAGCUGGCAAUGUGUGGUCAUUUGUCCCACCACUUUGGUCCAUACUAAAGUAUCUCACCAACUAUUGUAUGGACUUCCAUGAAAACUGCUUCACACAGGGUGGAGGCAGAAAUCUAAGAGUAAUAUCUCAAAGCCGUGUUUGCAUGUAGAUACCACCAGAGGUUAUACACAAAUAUGUAUUAUUGUAAUUUGAAUGAACUGAUCCUUUAGUCAAAAAGUGUAUCUCCCCAAAAUAUGACAAACAAUACUUAAGUGUAUUUUAAACGUCCUGGUAUAAAUAAGAUACUCCACAUCAAUCCAUGCAAUUCUUAAAGUUAAUCUGCAUGUCAUGUGACCUCCUUUGGACUCCUAACCACCAUGUUGACAUACUUUGCCUCGUACUGCAAUAGUACCUGACACAAUGCAGCAAACAGCGCUGUCACGUGCCUGUUUCAGCUGAAAUAAUCAAUCACAUGUAAAAAACCACUGAGUGGAUACCUCCACACACUGAUGACAUAUUGAAAAAAAAUAUCUUUUUGAACAAUAAUGGUUUCAUUAAAGUAUAAAGAAACAUGUGCUAUAGCCACAGAUGUGUGUCUUUUCUCUGUGCCUUCUUGCACAAUGUCUUUGAACAGGAUGUGGCUACUGUAUGUGUGUGUGUUGUGUUUCCUCAGGCAGGAGUACAAUGUAUGUUCACUGAAUGUGUCUGAAUGUAAUGGGCUUCACCAGCACAGUGGAACCCAAUGAAACAUUAUAGUGACCUAAUGCAUGUAUGUAUAUACAGUGCUGUUGGUUGUAUUUAAUAUACAGUUAAUUUUUAGAGCAUUUUAAUAGGUACUUCUUUAAUAAGAGUUAUAUAGAGAUUUUAGACACUGUAGACUGUCAUUGGUGGAUUGGUGUUUUUUUUUUCUUGUUUCUUUUUUUUGGGGGAGGGGAGGGGUGUUCAUUUGUAGAAUAUUUUUGUACAUGAUGUGGUGACUCUGUAAGUUUCUGGUCUGAACAA